This is a messenger RNA of Tachysurus vachellii, 4150 nucleotides long. RefSeq names its product platelet-derived growth factor beta polypeptide b (gene pdgfbb). Gene Ontology annotation, molecular function: platelet-derived growth factor receptor binding; growth factor activity. Gene Ontology annotation, biological process: platelet-derived growth factor receptor signaling pathway; positive regulation of MAP kinase activity; positive regulation of cell migration. Bases 617 to 2224 code for a protein of 535 amino acids. The transcript is spliced from 7 exons. Gene Ontology annotation, cellular component: membrane. The record is from RefSeq and is a predicted model, not a curated record. NCBI's taxonomy places the organism in Eukaryota, Metazoa, Chordata, Actinopteri, Siluriformes, Bagridae.
UUGACACGCGCAGCGCCGCGGACUGAUAAGCCUCCAUGGAAUAAAGAAGAACGAUUAGUUUUUCUCAUAUUAAGACCGAUACAAAGAAAACAAUUUCAAGUGAAUCCUGAUACGUCAUACAGCAUGGAGUGACGACUACAAAGAAGUAUAUAAAAGUCGACCUGCGGAGUGGACAAUAAGAGCAAGAAUUUACAUAUAGGACACAUCAUCCUACACGUGCAGGACCUUGACACUUUCUGUCAUUUUGAUUAAGUCUAAUCGAUGAACAAUUAGGUUUCCGAGUGCGUUUCUCAGCAUUGGCAUGUGCUUAAUAUUCUACUUGGAGAUUCCUAAAUAAAUUUCCCUCCACCGGAUCUUUCCCUUUACUCUUCGUGUUUAUUCGAUUUAACAAACAGACAAACUUCGCUCAUGACUUCAGAGAGACCGCUGAACCCUCGUGAAGAAUAAUCUGCGUUUUAAGUCAUAGGCUGGAAUCUGGAGCGCGCGCCACUGAUCACGACGCGCGCAGCUGUGUUUCAUUAGCGUCUGUGUGCUCACGCGCCGCUGUCCUGAGUUCCGAGUGCUGAGAAAAGAGCGGAGCGCGCGGGCCGUGCGCGCCUCUCAAUGCGGCGGAGCGAUGUGCACUGGGCUCUGCUGGCUGCGCGCGCUGCUGCUCGCGGCGUGUCUGUGCUACGGCGGCGCAGAGAGGGAUCCUCUCCCAGUAGCUCUGGCUGAGCUGAUGAAGAGCGGCUCUGUCUCGUCCACAGAAGGUCUGCAGCUGCUUCUGCUCUCUGACUCCGUAGAUGACGAUUUAGAGAGCGACCAUGCCAACAAUACCAACAAUCGGCUGCCACGGAGCCUUCUGGAUGCUCAGCCAGCACAGCAAGCCCAGUGUAAGGUGAGGACAGAGGUCAUGGAGGUCACUCGUGCGAUGCUGGACCGAAGCAAUGCUAACUUUCUGCUUUGGCCGCCAUGUGUGGAAGUGCAGAGAUGCUCUGGAUGCUGCAACACAAAAAACCUUAAGUGUGUAGCUGUACUCACUCACACGCGUUAUCUACAGGUGAUGAAGAUUGAGUAUGUGAACAUGCGGCCAGUUUACAAUAAAGCCGUAGUCUCGGUUAACGAUCAUGUGGAGUGCCGCUGUCAGCCUGCUCCUCGUCCAGUCUCCCGCAGAAAGUCUUCUUCGCAAAAACAAGAAGCAAGAGAACGCUCAGGGAAACCUCGCUAUAAAGAUGAGCUUCACCGGAGAGAUGAGCUUAAAUCCAACCAGAGGCUUAAACUGGAGGAUCUGAUAAGCCACAGCUGGCUGCCCAUAGAAAAUGGACAGGAUGCCUGGAGCCAUAAUAAGACACACCACGGAAAGAGCAGAGGUCAUUUUCUUGGAGAUGGAAAGAAGUAUAACACCAGCUCUAACAACACAAAGAGCUGGUCUUCUGAGAAACUGACAAAUCCUCUGCCCAAUCACAGUAAGAUAGAAGAUACAGGUUUAUUACUACACAAUGAAACAAGGGCAAGAGAGAGAGCCAAAGAUGUAGAAAUACAGAAAAACAGUACAAUAAAUGAUGAUAGGCUGACUAAUCGGUCAUUAGUGAAUGGGGUCAGCCCCACUCAUAUAGCCAAUCAGAUUCCACAGCAGGAGUCAAUGGAAAUACAGUGUGUAGGCCACAGCAAGUGUACAGGGAGCAGUCAAGCACACAGAAAUGAGACGACUUCCCAAACAGGGACCAACCAGAAUCAACUGCACAGUGAAGCACCUGUUGGCCAGAACAAUCAGACUAGGGUUCCUAAACCUGCAGAGAAAAUCAAUCAAAAGCAAGGCCAUGCCUUCAAUGCAGAAACACAUCCUAGUACAAGGAUUAAAGAAAAUGAGACCCCAGAAAUGGAAAGCACUCGAGAGGUGACAGAAGAGACCAGAAGCACGUCCACUUUGCUAAAGGAAAGAAAGGCUUUAGAGGAGGAGAAAGAGGAGCUGCUGUUACUUCACAAGCGCCUUGAUGAAGAAAAGCACAAACUUUACCUGAAAGCACAACAACACCGUCAACACGAGGACCAAAACCAGCACCAGACGCACCACAGUCCUCAGCAAACCCACACAACUACACAACAGACAGAAAGCAGAACAACUUCUCCAGUCAAAAUGUCCACUCCUCACACGCCCCCCCGUCUACCCGCUCGUACACCAAAGAGAUUGAGGAAGCACCGCAACCGCAUAAGCAAGGCUGUGAUGAGGGCCAUGCUUAUGUAGCAUGAAAAGAUGUGUAAGACGCAGUACCUGUCCAGAUUGUUGCACUAUCCUGAAUAAUAUAAUUUAUUCAUGUCUUCCUGCCCAUGGAGAUCCACAGCCUUUAGUACUAAUCUUCAUGCAGUAACCCUGUUUUGGGAGAGGGACAGAGCUACAUUCCUACCAUAUUCCCUUGAUAUAAAUAACAGUGAUGUUAUUAAAGGGGACAGAAGACAUUAAGACAAACAGUUGGUGGACUCUCCAGUAGUAGCUCGUCAAAACUGCUCAGAUGUCCUUUUCUUAAGUUAUGGUCCCAGUUGGAAACCUGCCCCGAUUCUGUGGAACAAUGGAACUGAGGGAUUGAGCAUGGGAAUGUGUCAUUGCAACUUUUAUGGUUGAAAAGAGACUUGCCUAAAAGUCUGGAAUGAAAAAAAAUACAAACACUGGACUUUAGAAGAGUAUUGGAAUCAAUGAGUCUGGUCUGUGGAAACACUCAGAAAUAAAAAGAAGCUCCCAGAACUCUCUGAAAAUGCUAAGAAGCUUGUUCAGUUGGAAAAGACUGUUGAGUAUAUUUUAAUCUAAAUACUCUCUGGAAAUAAAACAUGGGUCUAGACAUGAUCUCUGAAAAAGACACAAGAAAGACUGAUCUAGAACUCAUUGGAAUGAAAACACUGGACUAUACAGUAGAAACGUAAAUAGAAGCGAUUAAAUAAAAAUACUACUGUUGUAGCUCCUCCGAGUGGCUUCUGGUUUUGUAGUUCUGUAACAUGGAAAUGAACUGAACGUUCUGUGGACUAGUGAAAAGUGACUUAGAUGAUCUGGGGAAUGGAAAGACUAGUCUAGAAUUAAAUUGGAAUAAUGUCCAGUUUCUUUUCUCUAUAGAGUUGAAACACUGGUCAGGAGGAUUUAAAUUAUUAAGCAGUCUUAAUGAUCUUCUAGAAGUUUCAUAAUGAUUAAGACUGAUAAAGGUGCUGAAAAUUGUCUUUAAUAAGAAAGCAUGUCGUAAGGGAGACAGGAAAACAAAAAGCUCCCUUCCAGCUCAUAUUCCAUCCAACUGACAUAAUAAGUUUCUUUUCUGACCGUAGUCACCAGAUCCACAGCUAAUUUGAGUGGUGUACUGUUUCAUAAACUCCCAAAAAUAAAAAUUGGUUCCAUCUUGGACCCUAUAUGUCUUCCUUUCCUUUCCUAUCCAUUCAGGGGAUCCCUUAAAACGUUAAAACCAAAGCAUGCAAGAUCCCAAGUAGAGCACCUUUAUGAAGCUGAGAAUUUUAACUAAGCAAAGGAGCCUUAAAAAACUCUAUUAUUGUUAGCGUGUUGUCAUAUCUGUAGAACAUAGCAUUCAUAGCUGUCAGUGAUGAGACAUACUGGACAGAUUCACAUUAUAUAGUGGUAAACUAGACAUAGAAUAACACAAGUGUUUUCAUUUAUCCGUUCAUACAAAAAGAGAAAGGUAAUGAAUAAAGGAAGAGAGAAGGAAAUAUAGAUAUAACUCAUGAGCAUAUGUUCAGUGUUAAACAGUGUUUCCAGUAUUUCUGGAUUAUUAAACCAUAAUACAAUAUUAAAGUCACAACCACUUAACAAAUCAUAUACAACACAUAAACACAGCAACGAUACUGUUUUACUUUUCUUAUUUAAUUUUCAUAUUAUUUAAUUUGACUGCUAACACUGGAAAUUCUCAGAUGCCAAAUGAAGGCUUGCAGUUUUAUUGUAUUAAUAUGGACCUCUUGAAAUAUGACGGUGCUAUGUAAUAAUAAGAAAACAGCUUUAACAUUAUUGUUAUUUAUUCGUCUACAAUUGCUUUGUGAUUAGUUUCUCUUCAUAAAUUUUACCUAUUUGUUUCUUUGCAUUCUGUUAAAUUUGUAUUUGUGUUUUUAUUUCCAGCUUUAGAUGUAUGUGAGGCAGUGUUUUGCAACACAAAAGAAAUAUGAAUAAAGAGCUAAACUAACCUGA